AUGGUCACUGCAUUCCAUAUUUUACUCUAUCUUUCUGUUAAAUCCGAGCCCUCACUGCCCCCACAGUAUAAACGCCUGCCUCACUGUCCAGUAGCUCAGGGCUCAAGAAAAGGCAUUACAACUGAAAUAGACAAUAUAUUAGCAGAGAAUCGAUUGGGAAGUGAAGGCAUCGAGUGCUGGAAGAGUUCAUCACAGCCUCCACGACAGCGCUCCCAAAGAGUCUCUUCAUUAGAGGGUUAGCCAUAAAAAAGUGGUGACUAUUAAGACACUGGGACUACGAUAUGAAUUGUCAUUGAGAUAUGAUAUGGUUAUGGUGUGAGUGGUAGUGACGGUGUCGGCGUUGAGGGUCUGAAGUGUAUCCCAAAGUAAUAGCGAUAAGAGAAAUGCAACGCAAAUGUAAAUUGUGAGGACUUCCCCGUGCGCUCAGACCUGAACACUACCAGUGCGACCGAGUUUUUAACUAAAACAGAUCGCUAUUUAAUGAUACGCUAUGGAAAGGACCGACAACUUCGGAUUGGAUCCCAUCCCUAAGCGGAGUUCCCUCUUAGACGAGUCCAAUGCAUCCAAUGGUGCGCAUCGAGAGAGCGGU
This is a messenger RNA of Oppiella nova, 589 nucleotides long. The record is from the annotation of a GenBank genome assembly. Lineage: Eukaryota; Metazoa; Arthropoda; Arachnida; Sarcoptiformes; Oppiidae.